GGCGACGAAGCCUUGGGGAAGGGAGGGGAGGGGAGAGGGGAGGGUUGGAGGCGCCGGAGCCGGGCCGGCCGGGCGGGCGGGGAGGAGGAGGAGGAGCCGGGGAGGGCUGGCGGGCGGCCGGGUGGCGGCGGCGGCAUGGCGGAGCCGAGCGGGGCCGAGACGAGGCCCCCCAUUCGGGUCACCGUCAAGACCCCCAAAGACAAGGAGGAAAUUGUGAUCUGCGAUCGAGCCUCGGUCAAGGAGUUCAAAGAGGAAAUCUCCAGGAGGUUUAAGGCUCAGCAGGAUCAGCUGGUCCUGAUCUUCGCAGGCAAGAUCCUCAAGGAUGGGGACACACUGAACCAGCAUGGGAUCAAAGAUGGGCUCACUGUCCAUCUGGUCAUCAAAACCCCUCAGAAGGCUCAAGAUCCAGCUGCUGCCACUGCUUCUUCCCCCUCCACUCCAGACCCUGCCUCAGCACCCUCCACCACGCCUGCUUCACCCGCCACCCCUGCCCAGCCCUCUACCUCUGGCAGUGCCACUUCAGAUGCUGGCAGUGGAAGCCGGAGGAGCAGUGGGGGGGGUCCCUCCCCAGGGGCUGGGGAGGGACCUCCCAGUGCUACUGCAUCCAUACUCUCUGGCUUUGGGGGCAUCCUGGGCCUGGGCAGCCUGGGCCUGGGCUCUGCCAACUUCAUGGAACUGCAGCAGCAGAUGCAGAGGCAGCUCAUGUCCAAUCCCGAGAUGCUGUCACAGAUCAUGGAGAACCCCCUGGUCCAGGACAUGAUGUCUAACCCCGACCUGAUGCGUCACAUGAUCAUGGCCAACCCCCAGAUGCAGCAGCUGAUGGAGCGGAACCCCGAGAUCAGCCACAUGCUCAACAACCCCGAGCUCAUGAGGCAGACGAUGGAGCUUGCUCGGAAUCCAGCCAUGAUGCAGGAGAUGAUGCGGAACCAGGACCGGGCCCUGAGCAACCUGGAGAGCAUCCCCGGAGGGUAUAAUGCCCUCCGCCGCAUGUACACAGACAUCCAGGAGCCCAUGUUCAGUGCUGCCCGGGAACAGUUUGGCAACAAUCCCUUCUCUUCCCUGGCCGGGAACUCCGACAGCUCGUCCUCCCAGCCUCUGCGGACUGAGAAUCGAGAGCCCCUCCCUAACCCCUGGAGCCCCUCGCCCCCCACCUCCCAGGCCCCCGGGUCCGGUGGGGAGGGCACCGGAGGAUCGGGGACCAGCCAGGUGCACCCGACAGUCUCGAACCCCUUUGGGAUCAAUGCGGCUAGCCUGGGGUCAGGGAUGUUCAACAGCCCGGAAAUGCAGGCCCUCCUCCAGCAGAUCUCUGAGAACCCCCAGCUGAUGCAGAACGUAAUCUCAGCCCCCUACAUGCGGAGCAUGAUGCAGACGCUCGCACAGAACCCCGACUUUGCUGCUCAGAUGAUGGUGAACGUGCCGCUCUUCGCGGGGAACCCCCAGCUGCAGGAGCAGCUCCGCCUGCAGCUCCCGGUCUUCCUGCAGCAGAUGCAGAACCCGGAGUCGCUCUCCAUCCUUACCAAUCCCCGCGCCAUGCAGGCGCUGCUGCAGAUCCAGCAGGGACUGCAGACCUUGCAGACCGAGGCCCCCGGGCUGGUACCCAGAGGCCAUCUCCCACUUCUUGGUCUCUCCUGCCUGCAGCCUUGGCUCCUUUGGGAUGUCCCGGACCCCAGCACCCUCGGCAGGCAGCAACGCCGGCUCUGCACCCGAGGCCCCCACCUCCUCGCCAGCCCCACCAACCACGUCUUCUCCAACAGGGGCUUCCAGUGCUCAGCAGCAGCUCAUGCAACAGAUGAUCCAGCUUUUGGCUGGAAGUGGAAACUCACAGGUGCAGACGCCAGAAGUGAGAUUUCAGCAGCAGCUGGAGCAGCUCAACUCCAUGGGCUUCAUCAAUCGUGAGGCCAACCUGCAGGCCCUGAUUGCCACAGGAGGGGACAUCAACGCAGCUAUCGAGAGACUCCUGGGCUCUCAGCUCUCCUAACCCCUGGGCCCAUGCCUCCUGCCUCUCCCUUCCCUGGACGCCAGCAUUUGGUUCCUCUGUCAGUCCCUACUCUCUACAGCUUGUCAGCCCUUCUGUCUUCUCCCUGGUCCUCUCCAGACAGCAGGGUGACUGUAGAGGCAUGGGCCCCAACCCCGUAGCUCUGUCUGAGAAUUUUGGCUUUACUUCUACAUCUCUUACAGAAUCUUCUCUCCUGGUCCUGCUUGAGCAGAGCUGUUUAAACAAUUCAGUUUUGUCGAUUGGCCCCACCUCCAUGCCCCAAACCACCUUUUGCAAUCUUCAAACUUCUCACUGGCAGUGCAGAGUUGAAGGAGGAGCCAGCUAUCUGGUUUACUGAAACAGAGUCUUCCAUCUGUCCCACUAGGGUUUUGCUUGUCUUAUGUUUGCUUUGGGUAAUUCUCUUCCUUCUUUCUCUCCUCUCAUCCCCUCCCACCUCCACCUAACCAAUGCUAGAAUUUCAUGCUCUGAAGGAGAGGCAGGGGAAACAGGCUAUGAUUUUCCUUCUCACCCCCUAUUCUGGUCACUUCAUUUAGCACUUUUUCGUGGGGUCUGUUGCAACUUCCAGUGGGAAGAAGAUGCCUGUUCUCCCUGUCUGAAGGGGGAGAUGAGACACAGCCCUCUGGACAGGGAAUUAACAAGCCCUGGACCAGCCCAGUGGAGGUUGGUGAGAGGAGGAGGGAAUGAGAUUUUUCUGGAAGAAGGGAAUGGAGAAAACAGCCUGAGUAAAAGGCUUAGAAGUUGGAGUUGACAAUUGGGGAGCGGAAGCACUAAGAGCUCUUUUAGGCAGGAGAGUCCAGGCUCAGGCCUGGCAGAGGAGACUUAGAGAUGCUAAUGGAACUUGAGUUGAAGAAAGGGGCUCAAUGAAGCUAAGUGAUAUGGCUCCAAGGGGUCGUAUUGGCUCUGUUUCCUCAAACACAUGCUUAUAUACACACUCACACACACAUUUCCAUGAACCCAGGACCUGCCUGUGUCCCCAGAUGCUAGUGAUUUGAGCCCCCCUCAAAAGACAUGAAGGGGAUUGGGGUCUUUCUCAGCAGUGGGUGUGUGUGGUUGGGUGGGUGGCUGCAUGCAUGCACGCAAGCAUACACGUGCAUGUGAAUUGAGUAGGAGGGUGGAUUCUUUGUUGAUCUCUGGUUCAGAGCUCUCUCCCACCAGAGAGAAGUAAGCAAAAGGGCCAGUCUAGGGCAGGAAUACAUACAGCCCAGAGAGCUAGGUCCUGUGGGCCUCUGGAUGCUGGGUAACCCAAGGGUAGUGUGGGUACCCCUUCUGAAGCUGCCAGGGUGGUGACCCUUGUCACCCCUCCCCUCUUGCUUUCAGGGAAUAGUAGAGGGGUCUUACCCCCUAGAGCCCCUGGCCUUUGGCAUCCUAGUCCCUGCCCUUUGAGUUCUUCAUUAUUUCCCUCCAGGCCAGAAAGUUCUAUUUGAGGAAGCAAAGGAGAGGGUGGCAAUGAUGACUUUAAUCUGGAACUGGACAUUGCUCUCUUGGAGCACAGAGGAGGCUCAUAUCACGAUAUCACGUCCUCUCUCUGCUACUUAGCUGAGCUGCUUGGAGGACCCAUGGCUGAGAAUAUGGAGGCAAGAGGAACAGAAUUUUCUCCAAGUGGGAAAGGGUCCCAAGCAAUCCAGAGAGAAUGUCUGUGUGGCUUUCCCUCCCCCAACUCCCACACCGGCCUUUGUAAAUAAAUGGCGUGGUCUUCGUUGUGA
Molecule: messenger RNA, 3699 nt
Organism: Ceratotherium simum simum (southern white rhinoceros)
Lineage: Eukaryota; Metazoa; Chordata; Mammalia; Perissodactyla; Rhinocerotidae
Source: RefSeq, a predicted model, not a curated record